AUGUCUGUCUUAGGCAGGAAUAAACCUGUUAUGUCAAAAAUCCGAGUGGCUGCUGGGGACCCGUCUGUAUCUCUAUCCCCAAGUGACUCUGUAGUUAAGGAGUCAGAUAUUCUUGAUACGGCGUCUGCGUCUCCCGAUGCGCAUUAUACUCCCAGCCCGUUGGUACAUGCCGGGAACAGCUCUCUGCACGCGUGGCGAGGUUUUAGCCGUAUCGACAUAGAACGAUUAUGGGUUGCAAGCCAAGCGAUCACUAUACAUACCCUUUCUAAAUAUCGUGUGGAUAUCGCUUGCUUGUCGGAGGUCCAUCUUCCUUAUUUCGGGUCUCGAGUGAUUAUUGAUCCUGAAUCGGAGCUGGCUAAUCAUUGUGGUGCUUCGGAUAACUCUGAGCGAAAUGGCGUAGCGAUUGUCAUGUCUGACAAGGCCCAUUCUGCUUUGAUUGAGUGA
Messenger RNA from Dracunculus medinensis (Guinea worm), 444 nucleotides. NCBI's taxonomy places the organism in Eukaryota, Metazoa, Nematoda, Chromadorea, Rhabditida, Dracunculidae. The record is from the annotation of a GenBank genome assembly.